AUGGGCCUCGGAACGUGGGCGUGGGGAAAUAAGUUCCUGUGGGGAUACGACAAGGAAAUGGACGAGGAGCUUAAGGAGGUAUUUGACCUGGUCGUGUCGCGCGGGAUUAAUAUCUUCGACACGGCUGACUCCUACGGAACUGGAGCGCUUAGCGGCCGCAGCGAGCAGCUCCUGGGCCAAUUCAUUAAAGAGUACCCCGGCAGUGACAAGUACCGCAGUGACAUCCGCAUUGCCACCAAGCUCGCCGCGUAUCCCUGGCGCCUCACCCCCGCACAGAUGGUGGGCGCCUGCAGGGCAUCACUGGAUCGCCUGGGCUUGGAGAAGCUGGCGAUAGGGCAGCUGCACUGGUCUGCUGCCAACUAUGCUCCGUUUGCAGGAGAGGGUGCUGUGGGAUGGGCUCGUCGCCAUGUACGAGGAGGUGAGAUCGAGAUUGAAACAGGCCUGGUGGAGUGUGUGGGGGUGAGCAACUACGGCCCCCAGCAACUCGUGUUUUGA
Closterium sp. NIES-65 is the source of this 495-nucleotide messenger RNA. The record is from the annotation of a GenBank genome assembly. Lineage: Eukaryota; Viridiplantae; Streptophyta; Zygnematophyceae; Desmidiales; Closteriaceae.